AUGUCAUCUCCAACAACAACAACAACCACCACCACCACCACCACCGUAAACAACUACCUGAUCCUCCUGCCAACAGCCCACCACAGCUUUGACCCCUCCUCAUCAUCUCCAACCACAACCGCAAUUACAGAAGCCAUCUCAGCCGCCCUCCCCACCGCCGAGCGGAAAACCCGGCGCUCAGCUUCCACCAGUUCUGCUGCAUCAGGCACUUCCGCCACCAGUCCCACACUCGGACCUGCCGUUGUUGCUGACGUCGAGCCCGCCGUGAUGGGGGCUUCCUUUGGAAAAUCGGGCUUUCUGAAGUUGGGAAAUUGA
This is a messenger RNA of Endocarpon pusillum Z07020, 315 nucleotides long. RefSeq lists its product as uncharacterized. The transcript has a single exon. Lineage: Eukaryota; Fungi; Ascomycota; Eurotiomycetes; Verrucariales; Verrucariaceae. Bases 1 to 315 code for a protein of 104 amino acids. The record is from RefSeq and is a predicted model, not a curated record.